CAUCGACCUCGCAGUCGUCUUCACAUCCUCCUCCUCCUCCUCCUCUCUUCUCUCUCUCCUCCUCUCCAUCUCUCUCCAUCUCUCUCUAUCUCUCUCUCUCUCUCGUUCUCUUUCUCUCUCUUCUUCCUGUUCACGAUCCUCCUCUCUCUUUGCUUCUCUUUGUCCACAGAAGCCUUAUUCUCCUCCUCCUCCUACUCCUCCUCCUCCCCGCCCCUUCCAGCUUACACAAACUCCUCAAUCACUCUCUCCUCCUCUCUCUACCUCACCUCCUCCGAAACCUCCCAACAUGCGCUUCCUCCGUGCCCUCACGGUGGCCGCAUCCCUCGUGCCACUCGCAUCAGCUGCCGUCUCAAAGAUCACUCGCAGCGGCAAGUACCUCUACGACGACGCCGGCUCUCGUUUCUACAUCAAGGGCGUUGCAUACCAGCCGCAGGGUGAGCUCGCCGUCGAGUCCGAGGCCAACGCGGCAAAUGGUGGAUUCCCCGAGCCAUCGUCGUUCUUCGACCCGCUUUCUUCGGAAGCGAACUGCACGCGUGACCUCCCAUACCUCCAGCAGCUCAACGUCAAUGCGGUGCGCGUCUACAGCGUCAACUCGUCUCUCAACCACGAUGCUUGCAUGAAGCUCCUUGACGAUGCUGGUAUUUACGUUCUCCUUGACAUCUCGCUCCCCCUCAACGGCUCCAUCGACCGCGCUUCCCCUUCGUGGACCACCAACCUCCUCGACGAGUACAUCAGAACCAUUGACGCCUUCAACAAGUACCCUAACGUCCUGGCUUACAACAUCGGCAACGAGGUCAUCAGCACUCCCCGGAACACCUACGCGGCUCCUUUCGUCAAGGCUGCCGCCCGUGACGUCAAGGCCUACCUCCGCAGCAUCAACUCGAAUGCCCUUGUCGGCUAUGCGGCAGUCGACGGCGAGGCCGAUUUCCGCGACGCUGUGGCUCACUACAUGACCUGCGGCAACGAGACUGAGACUAUCGACCUUUACGGUCUCAACAAUUACCAGUGGUGCGGCGCGUCCAGCCUCACGGCGUCCAACUGGAACACGAUCACCCAAGGCUUCUCUGACAUGACUGUGCCCACUUACAUGUCCGAGUACGGCUGCAUCACUUCGCCUCCUCGCCUAUGGACUGAAGUUGCGGCGCUCCUUGCCACUCCCGUCUCGGAUGUCUUCUCCGGUGGUAUCGCCUUCAGCUACUUCCCCACCAGCGACGGCUACGGCAUGACUACUAUCAACGGCAACACUGUCACCCCCAACGCCGACUUUGCCCGCCUUGGCGCCGCGUACGGUAACGCCACUGGCCCCAACUCGCCCGCCCAGAGCUCGCAGGCCAACUCGGCUGCCACUUGCCCUCAGGAGAGCGCCACACUCCUCGCGACGACCAACCUUCCCCCUACCCCCAACCCCGAGGUGUGCAACUGCCUCGACAAGUCGGCGUUCGCGUGCCUGGUCAACGACGCGACGGCCAACGACCCCGUCAAGGUCGGUGCUCUGCUCAACAUCGCUUGCGACAUGCUUGCUCAGGCUGGCUCGACCGUUGAUUGCACUACCAUUGGCGGCAACGGCACCACGGGCACGUAUGGCCCGCUCGCCAUGUGCUCGCCCGACAUCAAGCUGUCGUGGGCCUUCUCGGCGUACUACAUGCUUAACCCCGUCGCUACCAGCUGUGACUUUGCUGGCAACGCGACGCGCAACGAGGGCGCUGAUGCCCCCAAGACGGCCGAGGACGCCAAGAUUGCGGCCGACAACUGCUUUGCCGGCAAACCCGCGGUUGUCACCCCCACUAGCUCGCCCCAGAGCACUGGCGGCGGUGGCAGCAACUCUGGCGGCAACGCGCCUGCGCAGAGCAGUGCCACGUCGAACCAGAACAGCGGUGCCCAAGCCUCGCUCUCUCUCCCUCCUCUUGCGGCCGUCGUCAUUGGCGCGCUAGGCCUCGUUGCUGGCGCGGUCGUCGUCUAAGAUAACUAAUAGCGUGAGGCGUUCCCCGCUGCACCUGGACAAUCCUCUCCCAUGUGGUGUUUAGCAUCUAGCAUAGGCUCUGCAUGUGAUCGUAAUAAUGCUGG
Messenger RNA from Cutaneotrichosporon oleaginosum, 2064 nucleotides. RefSeq lists its product as uncharacterized. Lineage: Eukaryota; Fungi; Basidiomycota; Tremellomycetes; Trichosporonales; Trichosporonaceae. Gene Ontology annotation, cellular component: plasma membrane. Gene Ontology annotation, biological process: fungal-type cell wall organization; fungal-type cell wall (1->3)-beta-D-glucan biosynthetic process. The record is from RefSeq and is a predicted model, not a curated record. Gene Ontology annotation, molecular function: 1,3-beta-glucanosyltransferase activity.